ACUAACAAGUUCGGCUCAUCCUCGCAAGCGCCUGACGAAUGGUGACUGCAAUGCACAUCAAUUUAUUUUAGACGACAGGUUUUUAUGAAUUUUCCACUUACGCUGUCGACGAGAUUCGUUUUCUCCAGUUGCUUUUUCUUUCUUGCAAUUUCGGCUUUCAAAAAAUCCAUGAUUUUAUCCCAUAAGUUGGCAGAAGAAAGUGCAGUGGUGGCGUGCUGGUUUCACAAUUGAACUUUAAGCGUCAGUCCCAUAUAUAGAGAUCUAUGUAAGCUAAGCAAGUUGCGUUAUAGUAUCUGAGCUGAGCUGAGCUAACUGACGGCGGUACGCCAGGCCAUGGAAGAGGGGACGAUACCCGUUUUCACACGGCCACUUGAGCUCUUCCACUCCAAGGAACCAGUGAAGAUAUGUGCUCCAAUGGUUAGAUAUUCAAAGCUGGCAUUCAGGACUCUCGUUCGAAGUUAUGAUUGUGAUUUGGUGUUCACACCAAUGAUUGUAUCUGACUCCUUUGUCAAAUCUGCUAAAGCAAGAGACAGUGAAUUUACAACAAAUAAAGGAGACAGACCUUUGAUCGUUCAGUUUGCUGCUAGUAAUGCCAAGGACCUUGCUGAUGCUGCUCAAUUAGUUGCCCCAUACUCAGAUGGUGUGGAUCUGAACUGUGGGUGCCCUCAACGAUGGGCAAUGGCUGAAGGGUAUGGUGCUUGUCUCAUUAAGCAUCCAGAACUGAUCCAAGACAUGGUGAGACAAACUAGAAACAGGGUGGACCGUUCAGACUUCACAACAUCCAUCAAGAUAAGGCUUCAUGAAGACAUCAAGGAGACUGUAGAACUAUGCAGAAGAGCUGAGCAUGCAGGCGUGUCGUGGAUAACAGUCCAUGGUCGCACCAAAGACCAGCGUGGUGAACCGGCCAAUCACGAAGCCAUCCGCAUCAUCAAAGAGGGUGUUAGGGUACCGGUGGUUGCUAAUGGAGACAUCAAGUCCAUGGAGGAUGUGAGGAGGGUGUCGGAGCAAACCGGUGUACACGGUGUUAUGGCAGCAAGAGGUAUAUUGCGUAACCCAGCUAUGUAUGCAGGGUAUGAUGACACACCAUAUCAGUGUAUUCAAGACUGGGUGGACAUUGGUCUUAGUCUAGGGACCAACCUGACUUACUUUCACCAUCAUCUCAUGCAAAUGUUAGAUCAGUACCUGCCUGGGGCGGAGAAGGUGAAUUUCAACUCUCUAACCAGCACGACGGCCAUUCUAGAUUACCUGGAAACUAACUUUGGCAUUGCUUGGAAUCCAAACACAAACUUUUACACCAGGAAUAAAGGGAAUCUAGGUUAUCAUGCUCUUAACGGAAUAUCAAGGACAGCAGACUUUGAAAAGUUAACUGAUGGGUGUACAGAGGGAAGGUGACCCAUUGGGUAAUGAAAGUUGCUAUUGGUGGACAAGUUCUUUGGUAGCUUUCUGUGGCUUAGUGAAUCAGGGUGAAGAGUAAAGAAUGGUGUGACUGAUCAAUCUGCUGUACUAUGCUAUUUAUGUCACUCAAUAAAAGUAUAUUUCAUAUAUCAAUGUGUA
Lytechinus pictus (painted urchin) is the source of this 1554-nucleotide messenger RNA. Its product is annotated as tRNA-dihydrouridine(20a/20b) synthase [NAD(P)+]-like. Bases 334 to 1392 code for a protein of 352 amino acids. The record is from RefSeq and is a predicted model, not a curated record. NCBI's taxonomy places the organism in Eukaryota, Metazoa, Echinodermata, Echinoidea, Temnopleuroida, Toxopneustidae. Gene Ontology annotation, biological process: tRNA processing. Gene Ontology annotation, molecular function: tRNA dihydrouridine synthase activity; flavin adenine dinucleotide binding. The transcript is spliced from 9 exons.